Messenger RNA from Iphiclides podalirius (scarce swallowtail), 5457 nucleotides. The record is from the annotation of a GenBank genome assembly. NCBI's taxonomy places the organism in Eukaryota, Metazoa, Arthropoda, Insecta, Lepidoptera, Papilionidae.
AUGUCGUUCUGCAGAAUAACGGGCCGCAGCCGCGGCCUGCCCAAGCCCAACUAUUUCCCGCUUCUCGCUCCCAUCUCGCCUGCAGACGCUAAGCGUUGCUGCAGGAUCACCGGGAAGUCCUACGGGCUGCCAACACAUCACUACAUUCCAGUGCUUUUAGUGUCCAGCUCGUCGAAAACGAAAUGCAAAAUAACCAACGUAGCUGGCGAACUGGGCCCGCAUCAUUAUGCACCAGAAAUCAACUAUGGCAAUAGAAAGCACGAACUCUUACCGGACUAUAGAUACAUAUUCCCGGUUUUGGAUGGAUCUACCGAAGCCCAGAAAGCGUUGAUGGAUAUGUUAAUGACUAAACAAGUUACAGAAGAAAGGCGAUAUGUUUACACGGUUCAAGAGAGGCGCUGUGGUUUGGUGUUUUCUGCUAGAAUGGAAGCGGCAGUGCGAGAUGGAGAUGUUAGGGACGUCAUGCUCGCAAAGGACACAGAUACUGUUCUUAUAAAAACAAAGCAGGGUCGAAGUGUUUCAAUGGAUUUUAAAGACUUUACGGAGGACGUUGAAAUGUAUGAAGGUGAGGGACCAAACGCUGAGGUUUUAAGGCAGAGGGAACAAGAAGAGUUAGAAGAAAAAAAGAAGAAGAGGAAGAGAGCAGCAGGUCUAUCUUCGAUGAAAAAAAUAUUUGAAACUAAAGAGAAACUCGCAGAGGUGCAAGAACUGGAAGAAGAGAAGCAGCGUCAAGAACGCUUGGCUAAGAAGGCGAAAUUAGAAGAAAUAAGACAUGAAAGACAUGACACAAAAAUAUUUUCUUGUGAUAAUUUUAAUAUUAAUCAUAUGCGUUCAAAAGAAAGUAUUGUUAUGUGCAAUGGUGACUGGAAGGAUCAAGUACACCCUUUGAUGGAGACCUGGGACUGGGAAGUGUUUGAAAAAGAAGAAAUAAAUGAUGAACAGUUCAUACCUAAAACUACGGUAUUACCCGUUCCUGUUAAAAUAACACCUCAUCAUUGCGACGCAGAAAUUUACCAAGUUGACAGAAAUAUUAAUGAAGUGACAAUUUCAAUGGAAAAUGUUCCAUGUGUUAAUCCUUUAAAGACAGUUACUGCUCGGCCUUCGGAAGCUAUAUUACAAGCUGUUAAAGACAUUUCCCCGGAGCGCUUAGUUGAAACAUCGGAUGUUAUAGAAAAACUAUUUGAAGAUAAUAAAGUUAAUUUGUUGCCCACAUUAGAUAUUUUGCCGGACGUCGUAAAGAAUAUAAAGAAAGGAAAAAGGGAAAAAAUUGCUAAGAUAUCAGGGUUAACUUUGGAUAUCAAUAAAGCUAAAACCUUUAUUCCCGGUCAACAUAUAAGUACACCCCAAGGAACUGUUUUUAUACCAGGUCAGACCGUAGACACUCCAGUUGGACCAAUUUUCGUCCCAGGUUUAAGCGUGAAUACACCCGCCGGACCUGGCCUCAUUCCCGGUCAUAUUUUAAAUACAGAAAAUAAACAAGAACCCAUUUUUCUUGCUGGACAAGUUUUAAAAACUACAAAUGGCGAAGAAUUCGUAACUGGCCAAACAAUAAAAAAUAAGGAAACGUACCGUUUUGUUGAAGGACAAACGGUGUUGUCAGAAGAAGGCUUUAAGUUUGUGCCGGGUAAAACAAUCAAUAAUGGAUCUGAAGAAAUAUUUGUCCCAGGACAAACAAUUAUGACACCAGAAGGAGUACAGUUUAUUCCCGGACAAACUAUUACAGAUAAUGGUGAAAUUAUUUUCACUCCAGGACAAAAUGCUAAAAUAAAUAAUGAGUGGCAAUUUGUUCCAGGCCAGGUUGUACAUCAGGAUGAUGAAUUGCAUUUUGUCCCUGGAGCAACUUUAGCAACUCCAAAUGGCUUAAAAUUUGUACCUGGUCAGACUGUUGUCAGUAAUGGUGAACCGUGUUUUGUGCCGGGUAUAACUAAAAGUACUAAAAGUGGCUUACAAUUUGUUCCGGGAACUACCGUGGAAACUGUUGACGGACCGAAAUUCAUUGAAGGACAAAUCGUACACACAAAUUGCGUUGAGAAAUUUUUACCAGGAAAAACAAUUGUUCAAGCUGAUGGUCAUGUAGAGUUUUCAGUUGCAAAAUCCAUUGAAGAUAUUAAUUUCACAGAAGGAUCUCCUAUGGGGCUACCAAUAGACAUUAAAACUUGUUCUCUUUCGGAAGAAUCUUUAUAUGUUUUUGGUCAUAUGGUACAAACUGCCAAGAGUGUUGAAUUCAUCCCCGGACCCAGAAUGCCUAAAAUAGAAGGUAAAGUGGUGCCAGGGAGAUUGGUUAAGAAUGAAAUAAAUGAGUCGCGUUUUGUACCCGGGAUGAUGGUCGAAGGGAUAUUUGUACCAGGACAAAUAGUUUACACUGAGAAUGGCGAGCAGUUUGUUCCAGGACAAGUAGUUGACACUGCUGAGGGUCCAAAAUUUGUACCUGGGCAAGUAGUAAAUACAAAAAGUGGACCGAAGUUCGUUCCUGGUCAAACGAUUCACACAAUCGAUGGUCCGCGCUUUGUUCCUGGCCAAAUUAUUGAAACAAAAGCUGGUCCAACCUUUAUACCAGGUCAAGUUAUUUGGACUGAAGAUGAAGGGUCAAGAUUUGUACCUGGGCAAGUCGUCGAUACAGAAGAAGGUCCAAGAUUUGUCCCAGGCAGAGUCAUUGAAACAGACGAUAACGGCGUUACUUUUGUACCAGGACAAAUAGUUCAAACACCAGAGGGACUAAAGUUUGUCGCCCCUGAUCUUACUGAAGGCGAUGAAGGCCUAGAGUUCUCUGUGCAAAGUUUUGUGGUUACUCCUGAAGAACUUAAACUUUUAAAGGUAAAAACAAAUCCAAAUGAUACUACCUCUACUAAAGGUGAGCUUACGAUUGACACGAAUAUGUUGCGGCAAUUAUCAGAAGCUGGCAUGUCUAUUGGUAGACAAGUACCCGCUGAUCUACCUGCAAUAAAUGUUAUUUUAAAUCAUACUCGGAACACUGAAGCAUUGAAAGCGUUCAUAACAGAUUUUGGAUUAAAAGACGAUAUAGCAAAUCAAUUGAUGGAAGUUAUUACAUCAAUAAUAGAAAUGAGUGUUCACCUUAAGGCUGAAAUUCAUGAAAAUCAUAAAAAUGAAUAUGAAUACAAGAAGUCAAGAUUCGCUAAAAAACGAAUGGAAAAUUUGGGAUGCAAUAAUUAUGAUAAAGAACAAGACGCCCAUCAAGAAAACGUUAAAAAUUCUAUUGCUGCAGCUGUCUUGGCAGCGUUAGUUACUGCUGAACAAUUCGAAGAAGUGAACAACAACAACGGUAGGGAAAAAUAUCAGCUCAUAUUAAAAUCAAUCGAUACUAUAUUGGGUAAUGCUAUUGACGAACAUUUCGUAGCAACAAUGUUCAAAAUUCUUCAAACCGAAGAAAGUAAAGAAACACUUCGAGAGGAAAUUUUAGAAAAUUCCUCAAAACCAAAGAUAGAAUUAAUUAAGAUCGCUUUAAAUAAUACAUUAUAUAAACAUUCCUUGAAAGAAGAAGAUAUAAUAGAGAAGUUCAGCGACUUCUUAAGCAGUGAAAAUGAAGUUUUGGGUCCUGCAUUCAAAAACAUCUCUAAGAAUGAUGCAACGAUUUUGAAUCACGUUUUAAAACAUAUAUCCGAAUCCAUAUCAUUCAUCAAAACCGAUAACGAAGCGGCAGAAACACUGCAAAAAGUGAUUGUGUCUGCCGUUCAAGAGACUAGUAUGAAGGCUUUGGACGAUAUUAUUCAAGAUGCUGAUGUCAAAGACGUAAAAGAACUUAUUGCACAGUCGAUCGGUCUUGCUCGAAUACUUGGUAUGAGCGAAAUAGCCAAGAAACUACUAUCUGCUCAAUUUACAGUACCAACAAGCUUAGCUGAUCUUUCGAACGAUCCUGAGACUCUGAACGUAUUAAAAAGAGUAACGGUUAUGAGAAAAUUAGCCGACAAAACUCCUGGUUUGUAUUCGGCACUUCAAAAAUUGGAAAAUAGCCCUGAAUUGGCUCGCACCGAUCCUAAACUACGGGAUCUAGUGCGAGAAAGUGCGGCAUUAAUGAUUAUUCCAGAAGAUUCGCCAUUAAUGACCUCGGAGGACGUUCCAUUAAGUUUACUUCAACCGGAAAAUUGUCUAGCUAUGGAAGAUUUUCUAUUCCAACACAAGAAACAUCGCGGCGCCUUACUGAUUAUGAAAAAAGGAUUACAAGCAGUGGUUCCACGCGAGGCUAGCCGUGCUGUGUUAACUGGCCAAAUUGCAUACACUGUCCUAGAUGAGAGUGGCAUAAAACAUUUUGAGCCACUUCAUGUUUUUUCGGCUCUAAAUCUGAGUCAACCUACGGCACAUCGAUUCAGCAUGUACAGUUGUCCGGUCGUAGAUGACCACGACGAAGACCUGCAAACCUUUACGGGCUACUGCAAUAUUAGCAACACCCAAAGAAUAACUAAAUUUGGCGGAUGGAGUAGACGUUACAGCGGCGUAUUGCUCGAUAGGGAGAACACUAGAAGCAGAAUGAGUAGUUUAGAUAACUCACCCAGUUACAAACGUUACUCUUCAAGUUCCUUCUCUAGGUCUAGGUCAACGUGUAGCCGAAGUCCCCCUAAGGUAGAGGACGUAGUAGUGGCGCCGUCUGAUUACACAGCGGCGGCUGACGAUGAAGUGUCCCUCAAAACUGGGGACAUUGUGGAAGUUCUCGACACCAAGACCGCUCUCGGGGCAAAGAAGCCGCGGAUGGACGCGAACCUGGACGUCACGGCGCAACUCCUGGACGCAUCCGCCGCCAAGCACAAGCUAGCCGUCCGACCGAAGAAGAACCACCCGAGGAGCAAAGCGAAGACGAGCAGAGCUGACAACGGAGAAAGGUGGCUGGUGCGCGUGGUGGAGGACGUGGAGGAUGGGCAGCUGCGCACGCGCCAAGGUUGGGUGCCGGCACAGCUUCUCAAGGAGAAGAAGCCAGAACGAGAUCAGACCGCGCUGGCAGCAAGAAGACAGGCAGUAGUCCGAGAGCUUAUCGAGACUGAAGAGGAGUUUGGCCGAGACAUGCAGCAGGUGGUGGCCCGCUACAUGCGGCCCCUGGACAAGGCCACCACGCCCAAGCCGGUCUUCGACAACCGGGACCUCCUCUUCUCCAACUUCCGCCAGAUCUGCGAGUUCCACAACACGGGUCUGUUGGAGGGUAUCAAGUACUACUCUGGCGAGCCGCGUUUGCUCGGCCGCGCCCUCUUACGAAUGGAGCGAGAAUUCGACAAACACGUUGCGUACUGCCGAGACGAGCCCAGAGCACAACAUCUGCUGGAAAACAACCCUAUCGUUCAAAAAUACUUUAAGGCUGAGAUCGCGUGGACUGCUGAGAGCGGGCGCCGCCGGAUUCUAGGCAGCCGGCCAAUAACCAGAAUAGUUCUCGCCGACGACCGUACGAUACCUGUCAAUUGCCACCGUCUCUUUGAGGGCAAUCGCCUAAUUCCCACACCGAUAUUUAUAAGAUAC